AUGGCGGCGUUCAAGCGGUUCCUGCGGGACGAAUGGUUGGUCGAGGAGAUCAUUGAUGGCGAUGACGAGUUUGACUCACCUUAUGCUGGGCAAAAGCGACUUGCAAUGAUCAAGAGAGCGAUUAUGGUGUGGGAGAAGUCCAGUGAAGAUGUCAUUCACCAGAGAUUUGCCAAAGCGAUACCUUGGGCUUGA
This is a messenger RNA of Aphanomyces astaci, 192 nucleotides long. RefSeq lists its product as hypothetical. NCBI's taxonomy places the organism in Eukaryota, Oomycota, Saprolegniomycetes, Saprolegniales, Verrucalvaceae. The transcript has a single exon. The coding region runs from base 1 to 192 and encodes 63 amino acids. The record is from RefSeq and is a predicted model, not a curated record.